This is a messenger RNA of Pieris napi, 2572 nucleotides long. RefSeq names its product trypsin-7-like. Gene Ontology annotation, molecular function: serine-type endopeptidase activity. Gene Ontology annotation, biological process: proteolysis. The coding region runs from base 720 to 1649 and encodes 309 amino acids. NCBI's taxonomy places the organism in Eukaryota, Metazoa, Arthropoda, Insecta, Lepidoptera, Pieridae. The record is from RefSeq and is a predicted model, not a curated record. The transcript has 5 exons.
CCGUUAUAUUAAGAUUUAAACAAAUCAUACUUUUGAUACCUAUAAAAUUAUAGAACUUUUGAAAAGUAAUUACAAGUCACAAAGGUAUUUGACAGACAAACAAAGGCGCUUUCAAUAACUGUAACACAAUAAAAUCUCAAAGUGAAUAACAUAAAUUUCAACAAAAGUUAUAGACAAACUCGCCUUGGCCAUUUCAAACCGAGCUUGGUUUCGAAACUUACUCGAAUGAAACAAAUUUAAUUACAGAUUGGCGCGUGAAUUCUCUAGUACCUGAAAACUUCUUAAUUAGAUUUAAAAGCGGAUUUCCUAAGUUUAAAAAUGUCCAAAACAACUCUGGAGGCGAUGCAAAACUUCGCACCCUUUCCGUUCCCACGAAUUAGAAUUAGAACCAAAGUAGUAAAUUUUAAAAUAAACAUUUUGUAAUAUUUUAAACACCUCGUUAAAAAUACACUAAAAUCCUUUAUUGCUAUUAACUCUUUGUAGGCGUUUGUGAUUGGAUAUUUGUAAGUAUUCUAUAAAACACAAAUUGAUAUUAAAGAAAUACAAUUUCACGGCUAUUUCAUUUUAUGUUCAGAACGGACGUAAAUGUGCAAAACACGUGCCGCGAAUCACGUUUACAAAGGACAAUGAAAUCUUACGACAAUUUCAUUAUUAUUGAGUUUUUAUAGGGCAAGACAUCAAAUUAUUUGUACGCUGUAUAAUAUGGAGCUUUUGGAACAAUGAAUAUAACUGUAUUAUCCAUAGUUAUAUUUGUAAUAGCGAGUACGGAAGCUUUGUCCCCCCAAACAGUGGAAGUUGACUAUUCCGAACUUGCAAACGAGGCAGAAAAUAAUAAAAAACAUCUCUUAGAGUUUUUAAAUCAGACUCAAGUACGAGAGCUAUAUAGAACAAAAUAUAAUAUCUUAUUAGAUAAAAUAACAGGCUCCUCCCGGCGUAUUGUGUCGGGACAAAACACGUCAAUCACAGCAGUGCCGUGGCAGGUUUCUCUCUGGUAUAUAACUGAAUUUGGUUGUGCAGGUUCGGUCGUUACCGAUAUUUGGAUACUCACAGCUGCACAUUGCUUGGAAAGAUUUAAGGCCAAAGACCUCUCAGUACGAGUUGGAUCUUCGUGGAGAACACACGGGGGUGAAAUGUAUGAUGUUAAGGAAUCCUACAUGCAUCCUCAAUACGACACCAAACACUUACUCAACGACGCUGGGCUAUUACGACUGUACACAACUCUCCGAUUCUCGUCGAGAGUCCUGCCUAUUCUACUGGCUGCGAGGGAUAGUAGACUUCCAGCUAACCAAAUGGCAAUCGUCUCUGGAUGGGGCAAUAUGAAAGAAAAGGGACAGUUUGCAACAUUCUUGCAAUCAGCAAGCAUCAGAACAAUAGUCAUGAAGCUGUGCCGCCAGUCAGAGGUAGACCGUGGAAUUGACCCAGCGAGCAUGUUCUGCGCUGGCUCUUUUACACAACCAUCACCUGAUUCAUGCCAGGGUGACAGCGGUGGACCCAUAGUAUCAGAAGGGUUUCUCAUCGGAGCAGUGUCGUGGGGCAAGGGAUGCGCGAGGGGUAACUUCCCUGGGGUUUAUACAAGGCUGUCUGAUCCUGACAUUUGGGACUGGAUCUAUGGCCAUUUAACUAGACAAGACACCAAUGUUAAUAUUUAAUGACAACUUAACUUAAAGCUUUAUGUCUUCCAAGUGAGACAGAGGGCCACCAGCGUAGAAAACCAGCCUGAUCGGUCCUAGGCAAUUCUCUUAAUUUCACCCCUUGUCGUUCCGGCUUCUUUCGCCUGUGCAAUGAUGCUUCGAUGCCAGGUCUGUUUUGGGCGGCCACGUUACCAUUUGCCACCACGUUACCAUUCCAGUCGAGAGCUUGCUUGGCAAUGUGACUUGGAUGCCCGGUUUUUUUGAACAUCUAUUUUCACUCUCGGUCUUUUAUAGACCUGUCAAUUGGCGCCUCAUUCCUGAUGAUUAGAGAUGCUAUUGGGAACGAAUAUUCCAAGGAUUUGACGAAGGCAGCGGUUAAGAUUUUUUUAAAACAAAGUGUUCACAAACAAAUCAUACAUUUGAUACCUAUAAAAUUAUAGAACUUUUGAAAAGUAAUUACAAGUCACAAAGGUAUUUGACAGACAAACAAAGGCGCUUUCAAUAACUGUAACACAAUAAAUUAUUAUCAAAGUGAAUAACAUAAAUUUCAACAAAAGUUAUAGACAAACUCGCCUUGGCCAUUACAAACCGAGCUUGGUUUCGAAUCUUACUCGAAUGAAACAAAUUUAAUUAUAGUUUGGCGCGUGAAUUCUUUAGUACCUGAAAACUUCUUAAUUAGAUUUUAAAGUGGAUUUCCUAAGUUUAAAAAUGACCAAAACAACUUCGGAGGCGAUGCAAAACUUCGCAACCUUUCCGUUCCCACGAAUUAGAAUUAGAACCAAAGUAUGUAGUAGAUUUUAAAAAUAUACAUUUUGUAAUAUUUUAAACACCUCGUUAAAAAUGUAAUGAAAUCCUGUAUUGCUAGUAACUCUUUGUAGGCGUUUGUGAUUGGAUAUUUGUAAGUAUGUAUUUCAUAUUGAUAUUAAAGAAAUACAAUUUCA